AUGGACAAUAGUGCGGGCCGGGUCGGGAUCUGCAGUCCCAAAGCCAAAGAGCUCAGUUAUAUUAUCCCAGUGGGGAUGAAGGUGAAGGAGCGAGCCGCCAAGUUCACCGUUGAUUACGUCAACAACUACUCCGUCAACAAUUAUCACGCAUCGACACCAGCUCCGUCGUUCCUCUCUACCACAUCUGUUUUCGGGGGGAUGUUCUUCUCGUGCCUCGUCGCCCUCCCCGAGGAGCGCCGCCACCUGGAGCACCAGCAGCACGCCAAAGAACAUGGCGGCCAUUGA
Molecule: messenger RNA, 285 nt
Organism: Striga hermonthica
Lineage: Eukaryota; Viridiplantae; Streptophyta; Magnoliopsida; Lamiales; Orobanchaceae
Source: the annotation of a GenBank genome assembly